CUAGCAUGAGCCUGGGGCUGGGCCAACCGACACGGCGCUGCGCAAAGCGCUGCAGCGGCGCGCGAAAGACAGUCGUUCCAGCACCCGCGCGCACGCACGGCAGCGCACAAAAAGGCAGCCGCGAACCGCUGCCCCAUCGACCGCUGCGCUCACAUCCACACAAGGGAGCAACGAUGCCGGCCACCGGCGACGCCGUCAACGUGAAAGUAGCCCUAAGAUGUAGACCGUUAUCAAAGAAAGAACUGAGCGAAGGUGACCGGUCGAUCUUCACGAAGGACGGCAAUGUUGCCAGACUCCAAGAUCCCGACGGCCGCCAGAACGGCGGCAAUCCCAUUGAAUUCGGUUUUGAUCACGUCUAUGAUGCGGACUCUACCCAGUUACAAGUCUAUGAGGACGUCGGUAAACCGGUCGUCGAUGCGGCCUUCGCUGGGUUUAACACGACGGUCUUCGCAUAUGGCCAGACUGGUAGUGGCAAGUCCUGGUCCAUGACUGGUGCGUCUGGCGAUAACAGAGGAUUGAUCCCGCGCAUCAACGCGGAGAUCUUCGAGAGGAUCGAAAAUUCGUCGGAGGAAAAACUAUACUUAGUACAGUGUUCGUACUUUGAGAUCUAUAACGAGAUCGUGUAUGACUUAUUGGACCCGCGGCCGCGCAAGGAUAAAGAAAGAUCGGGCGGCCUGCAGAUCAAGGAGCACCCGGUAUUGGGCAUCCACGUGCAGGGCCUGCAGCAGAUCGUGGCCAACGACGCGGCCAAAGUCCAAGAACUCAUGGACCUCGGUCAGAAGAAUAGGAGUGUUGGUAGCACGGACAUGAACGCCGAAUCCUCGAGGUCGCACUCUGUUUGUUUAGUUACUGUACAUCAAAAAGAUACGGAAAAUGAAUCGAAGUCGUGUUACGCGAAAUUGAAUCUCGUGGAUUUGGCCGGCUCCGAGAGGGCGGACCGGACCGGCGCGUCCGGCAAGCGCCUCAAGGAGGGCGCGAACAUCAACAAGUCGCUGACGACGCUUGGUUCAGUUAUUAAUGCGUUGGUGGAACAAGCCCGGGGCAAGAAGGGCGUCUUCAUUCAAUAUCGCAACAGUAAAUUAACGCGAGUUUUACAAGAGUCGCUGGGCGGUAAUGCGUUGUGCACCAUGCUGGCUACGCUCAGUCCCGCCUUGUUGAAUGGCAAGGAAACGCUGUCGACAUUGAGAUACGCCGCGCGCGCGAAGACGAUCAAGAAGACGGUCACCAAGAACGAGGAGUCCGGCCAGAUCGAUAAAUUAAAUGAGGAGGUCGCCCGCCUCAAGAAGAUGCUCGCCGAGAAAGCUGCGCCAUCAGGUGUCGUCCAAGACGAUGAGGCUUUGUCCAAAGCCCAAACUCAGAUCCAGGACCAAAUACGAGAGAUGGAAAUGUUGACAAAACAAACCUGGGCCGAGAAGCAGGAGCAGUCCAAGAAACACGAAAGCGAGAUGCAGCGGUUACGGAAGGCUACUCGAGAUGCGGCCAAGAGGGCCGAAUCGGAGCGGAGGAAGCGCUUUCAGUUGUUGAGGGAGAAGGGCGACGUCGAGUUGAGUGUGCGGGAGCUCAAUCUACCUUCUUCUUGGGCCGACCAGGCUCGACGGUUGGACGGGCUGAAGGCUCGGGUCGGUGAUAGGAGAGCGCACUUGAACGUGUUGCGGGACGCUUUAUUAGCUGAUUUAGGGUCUUCUUAUGACGACGAGGACCCCGUCGAGCGAGCGCGGUCGGCCAAGGCCGCCGCUGAUUCUGCGCAGGGCCGGCUGUGCGGCGCGGCGUCCUUUUUUUUGCGGGGCGUCGCGGCGAUGGCGUAAGUGAUCCACACGCCGCGCGCCGGCGACGAGGGGGAAGGGCCAAACAAAACGCGCGAACACCACGCAGGCAACAACUCAGCGGCGAGCUCGACAAGAUGCGCGAGGGGGAAACGUCGCUACUCAAGGGCGCCGACGCGUUGAUAGCGGACGUCGAGGCAUCGUUAAGUGAUUUCGUGACGCAGCAGGACCGGACGAAGAAAGCAAGGGUCGAACUUGUCUUAGAUCAGUGCAAGGCGCGGCGCGGCGCUCUGAGAGCAUCGCUCGCUUCCGAACGAGCGGCUCUGGUGUCUUCUGAUGACGGCGGGUCGGACCUGGUGAAGGCGGCGCAACAAUUGGUCCAGGAGGCCGAGCGCGCGUCGGAAAAUGCUGACGAUGCUGAAGCGUUGCGAGCCGCAAGCGAUGCGUUGCAGGAGGCCUCUUCACGAGCAUCGGCGUCCGCCCAUAAUGUACGACAUGCAUUGGAAGCCGUCGCGUCCAGGGCCGAGUCCGACGCGCCCGCAAGGCCGCCCGCGAGACCCGUCGCCGUCUCGUCCGGAGACGUCAAGACUGCUUGUUUAGGACGGGGCGACGGUUGGAUGAACACACCUUCUGAGUAUGCUGAGUUCGAUGUGGGAGACGCCCACGUUUCCAGCGUGAAAAUAGCGCCCGGCACCGUCACUCCUCAAAUCGACGGCGCCGACGCCAAAAUCACGAUCGCACGCCUCUCCUCUGCAUUAGACUGGAAGACCCUGCGAUUAACGCCAGAGAAGGCCCUGAAAUUACUCCAGAGGCCGCCGGUGCGCUUCGUCGCCGAUGCUUUGCAAGCCAUCUCCACGAAAGCCGGGUGGACCGAUGCACCUCAACCAUUAGAUCCGAAGGCUCCUAAUGAUGUGAAACAAAGCCACUUUGACGCGUGGCUCAAAAUUAUCGAUUGUCCGUCGUGUUCGAGCGACAACAUAUUAGCUGGCAGUGGUGUGGACGGGACCAAUGCUUUACUGCAAUUAGCGGCGGCGAAAGCCGUACCGACGUCCAACGUGGCGUCGACGCCUCAUACAUUGAAAGUGGAGGCGCUUCGUCAGAAUACUUGGGAGGCCACGGAGGUGCGAGUUACUGAUGGUCGCGCUCCUGUUAAUCAGAAAGCGGAAAGAUGGCGCGUCUCCAUUGUAAAAUGGGAGACUGGUAAUAGUGGAGCGUGCAAAUUAGGGUUAGAAACAGGAACGAGCGGCCCUUCAUUAUCGGAAUCCGCCAUGAACGCGGGAGAAGCCGCGUCCGCCCUAGACGCGGACGCCGACAAGCUCGCGCGAUGCAUGCGAGCGACGGCCGAGGUCGUGGCAAGGGCGGCGCAAAGUGCAGCUCGCAAAGCGACGCGGGGCGAGGCCCAGCGGCGCGCCAGCGAGUCCCAGCGACUCGCGGAUUUGGAGGCCGAGGUGUCCAGACUGAGGGCCGCCGAGAAGAAGCAUUUGUCAAUACAAAGCGAGGCCGUCGAGCGGGAGAAACUGUUAAGGGAGGAGGCCUCGAAGGCGACGGAGAAAUUACGAGAUAGCGAAGGCAGACAGCGCGAGCUGGAAACGCAAGCUAAGUUAGCUCAAACGAAGUCCGACGAUCUAACGCGCAAGCUCGAGGGCGCGUCCACGGAGCUAGCCACGGUCCAGCAGAAGGUUGAUCAAGUGACUUCGGAAUUGAAUGACGCGAAGAAGGCUUUAUCUUCCACAGAAGCAUCUCUGAGAGAGGUCCGCGAGAAGCUCCAGGAGGCCCAGGGCAAGGUGACCCAGGCCCAGGCGCACGAAAUUGAACUACAAACGAAGACACGGGCGGCCGAAGAUUCAUUAAGGGAGGCGGAGGCUCAGGUAAGGGACCGGGACGCGCGUUUGGAGUCGCUGCGGACAAACGACGGGCAGCAGUCCGGCGAGAUCGCCGAGCUGACGGCUGCCCUCGAGAGUGCAAGGGAGGCUCAGGAGAAGAUGCGCGAGGCCGACGCUGCACGAUUGAAGGAGGCCGACACGGUCGCGGACGACCUCCGGACACAACUCGACGCGGCGCGGAGCGAGGUCGUGGCGGCCCAAGAAUCACUGAGAGUGGCGAAGACGGAAAGUGACGACAAGGAGAAAGGGUUGUGGGAGGCUCGUACAAAAGCUUUACAGGACGUGCAGCGCCUGUCGACGGAGCUGGACGACGCGCGGACGGAGCUCCAGAGCGCCAAGGAGGCGUUGAUCGCCGCGGAGUCGGAGAGAGACGCCUUCAAGUCCUCCCAGAAGCAGGCCGAGCUCGAGCUCCUCAAAUUGCAAGGCGCGUACGACGCCGCGCAGAUGGCUUCAGAUGAGGCCUCGAAGGAGGUUGAGGAAUCGAGACGCCAGAGUGAUGAAGUGCAGAACGAGUUAAGGCGUCUUAAAGUAGACGCGGCCGCGGCCGAAGAUUUGGUCAAGGAGGCGGAGGGCCGCGCCGCUCAAGUUGAUUCGGAACUGGCCGCCGCGCGCGAUUCAGAAAGACAAUUACGAUCGGAGCUCGAGGCCGUGCGCUCUCGAUUAGAGGAGGGCGACGAUGAACUCGCGAAACGCGACGACCAGUGCGUGCAGCUCGCCCAGGAAUUAGAUGAUGCGCGCGCCGAGGGCGAGGCCGCGGCCGACGUCGCCGAGCAAACUAGAUUAGCGCUGGCCGUGGCCGAGGAGGAGCGCGACGCCGCGCGUGGUGCCGAGGAGCGCUUGACUUAUGAACUUGAGAGAGUUGUGGAAGAACGAGACGACGGCAUGGACGGCUACGUCCGGCUGACGGAGCAGCUGAACGAUGCGAGGGAUGAGUUAACAGAUGCGCAAGAACAAGUCGAGGCGUAUAAAGAGAGGGAAGCAAACAACAUGCGCGGGGUUUUGACGGAAAGGCAGGACGUCGAGGCGCGCGUCGCGGAGGUGCGGCGGGAGAUGAGUGAAGAACACGCGCAUGUGAUGAGUGGCCUCGAGAAACUCAAAAGAAGGUUGGAGCGGCACCUGAAGAAGAUCGACGAGUCGCCCCUGAAGCGGCCUCCCAAUAUAGUGGAUGCCGUCGCUGCUUUACUAGAUUGCGCGCUCGACAAGUACGACGAGCUGCUCGAGCAGCGGCCGCACACGCCGGACGUCGAGUUCGACGAUGGGGCCAUGGACGCCUUCGACGCGGCGCUGAAGCGGGCCGCGGAGCCGCACCGGCCUUCUCCUGCCGAUACGUCGACGCAACCACUGGAGAACGAUGACUCGGACGACGAUGGGUACGGGGAUGACGAUUUUGAGGACUAAGUAGAA
Molecule: messenger RNA, 5050 nt
Organism: Pelagomonas calceolata
Lineage: Eukaryota; Pelagophyceae; Pelagomonadales; Pelagomonadaceae
Source: the annotation of a GenBank genome assembly